GGAAAAUCCAUAUCCAAUUUUAAGACCAGAGGUUGUCGAGAAAAGCGGGGAAGAGGAGGAACUCUAAUCUCUCUCUUUCUCUCCAGAUUUCGUGGCGGUCCAGGCUGAGAGUUCUUCGCAUUCAUCAUUUGAGGCUUUGGGUGAGAUGUUAGAUGUGAUUGAAAAGAUUUUUAUCCUUAACCGUCCAGCGGAGGGCACCAAAUUCCGUAUGUUAGGGAAUUUCUGGGAAUAAAAGCUGUCUAUUGCUGUGAAAGUCGUGGUAUACUAUACUUCCCUUGAUACCUUGAUGGAAGACCAGUCUUUUGUGUCUGUUGAACAACCUUUAACUGAAGAUGAUGCCUUGCUUAUGCACAAUUUGGGAGAGGAUCAUCCUGUGUCCCUUGGGCAAACUUUAUCGGUGGGGCAAGAGUUUGCAGAUGUCGAUGAGUGUCGUCGGAUGCUAAAAGAAACUGCAAUUGCUUUUCAUUUUGAUCUUCGAAUGGUGAAGUCAGAUAGAUGUCGUGUGAUAGCCAAGUGUGCCAAAGAAGGAUGUCCUUGGCGUGUACAUGCUGCAAAGUGUUCCAGUGGUCAAACAUUUACAAUAAGGACAUUGCGUGGAGAACAUACCUGUGAAGGAGUUCGUAAUUCACGCCAUCAACAGGCAUCUGUAUCUUGGGUUGCAAAGUCUGUUGAGUCAUGGCUUAGAGCUGAUCCACGCUACAAGCCCAAUGACAUACUAAAAGAAAUACGUGAACGACAUGGAGUGGCUGUAUCAUAUAUGCAAGCUUGGCGAGGUAAGGAGCGUAGUAUGGCUGCUGUUCAUGGAUCUUAUGAAGAAGGAUUCCGCCUUCUUCCUGCAUACUGUGAACAAAUUAGGAAAACAAAUCCAGGAAGUAUAGCUCUUGUUGUUGCCACAGGACAAGAAAAUCACUUUCAUCGCCUCUUUAUAUCUUAUCGAGCAUCUAUUUAUGGUUUUAUCCAUGGUUGCCGACCUCUCUUGGAACUAGACAGAGCAUAUAUAAAGAGCAAGUACUUGGGCACCCUCUUAUGUGCUGCUGCUGUAGAUGGCGAUGGCUCAGUCUUCCCUCUGGCAUUUGGCGUUGUUGAUAUUGAGACAGAUGAGAACUGGAUGUGGUUCCUAUCAGAGUUGAGGAAACUUCUUGGAGUCAACACAGAGAACAUGCCUAGACUGACAAUAUUAUCUGAUCGGCAACAAGGAAUUGUAGAGGCAGUCGAGACACAUUUUCCAACUGCAUACCAUGGUUUCUGUUUGCGAUAUCUUAGUGAGAAUUUCUGUGAUGAGUUUAAGAACACAAAAUUGCUUAACCUGUUCUGGAAUGCUGCUUAUUCACUUACAACAGCGGAGUUUGGAGCAAGAUUGGGGGAGAUGGAAGAGAUUUCACGCGAUGCUGUCCAAUGGGUGAACAGGUAUCCACCUAAUCUGUGGGCUGUGGCUUAUUUUGAAGGAGUGCGAUAUGGCCAUCUUACUUUAGGCAUCACACAACUGUUGAGUACAUGGGUUAGUGACUCGCAGCACCUUCCAAUAAUCAAGGUAAUGGAGUCUUUCCGGGCUCGACUAACGGAUUGUUUUAGUGAACGCCGUGAUAGAGGGGCAGCAUGGUCGGCCAUACUCGUGCCAUCUGCAGAAAAACGCAUGUCGGAAGCCAUUGCUGAUUCUCGAUGUUACCAAGUUCUUCGUGCAAACGAAGUUGAGUUUGAGAUUGUCUCCACUGAGCGGACAAAUAUUGUGGAUAUAAGGACCCGCUGCUGUUCCUGUCGUCGCUGGCAGCUUUUUGGCCUGCCGUGUGCACAUGCUACUGCUGCUCUUCUGUCCUGCGGCCAAAAUGCCCGUCUCUUUGCAGAAUCUUGCUUCUCAGUCGCAAGCUAUCGGGAGGCCUACUCUCAGACCAUAAGCCCAAUCCCAGAUAAAAGCCUUUGGAAGGAUAGGGUAGAAGGGAGCAAGAAUGGUGGUGCUAGCGUUGAUAUAGUCAUUCGUCCGCCCAAGACCCGCCGGCCACCUGGCCGCCCGAAAAAGAAGCUUGUUCGUGCAGAAACCCUUACUCGGGCAAAGCGGAUAGUGAGUUGCGGGCAUUGCAAUCAAUCAGGUCACACACGGAAAAAAUGUCGAGCUCAGAUUCUCGAGCAGAUAUAGCUGGGCUGAGUUGUGUUGUAAUUGUACAAUACACCAUGGAUUCACUCCCUUUUUUUCUUCACAGUAUGCGAAUUGCUACUGGAUUGCUGCAACUUUCCCGUCUAACCAGCUUGUUGCCGACGACGGAACCCUUCUCACUGCAUAUUGUACAGUUUCCAUUUUGACAUGUGGACUGUUCUCACUAACUAACAGAUUUGAGAAAAAGUAAAGCGUGGAAGAUGCAAUAAUUGCACGGAUUGAAUGGAUCCACUUUUUGUUGGUUGUAUUCCAAGGAACGGCUUUCUGUUCAAUCCAGCAACAUAAUAAAUUUUCUUUCUUCUAUUGUCCGACA
Messenger RNA from Nymphaea colorata (pocket water lily), 2462 nucleotides. RefSeq lists its product as uncharacterized. Bases 287 to 2131 code for a protein of 614 amino acids. The transcript is spliced from 2 exons. Lineage: Eukaryota; Viridiplantae; Streptophyta; Magnoliopsida; Nymphaeales; Nymphaeaceae. Gene Ontology annotation, molecular function: zinc ion binding. The record is from RefSeq and is a predicted model, not a curated record.